Molecule: messenger RNA, 1973 nt
Organism: Ochlerotatus camptorhynchus
Lineage: Eukaryota; Metazoa; Arthropoda; Insecta; Diptera; Culicidae
Product: fatty acyl-CoA reductase wat-like
Exons: 9
Coding region: 281-1876 (531 amino acids)
Biological process (GO): long-chain fatty-acyl-CoA metabolic process
Cellular component (GO): peroxisome
Molecular function (GO): alcohol-forming very long-chain fatty acyl-CoA reductase (NADP+) activity
Source: RefSeq, a predicted model, not a curated record
GUACACACGCACAUCGGAAUACGGUCCUGCUCAUAAAAUAUUAGUUGUUGUAAACUUUGCGGAAUAGUUGGGGUGAACGAGUUUUUAAACUGAACUAACUAAACUGGAGGAUCAAGUGUUUGGAAGUCGGUGAAUUUGGCUGAAUAAUUUCGAGAAAAAAAUAAGCCGGAAGGUAAAGUGAGACUUUGAUAGGCCCCCAUCCCCCUUCCAAAAAAUCAAAAAUCCUGUGACCUACACCUUGAAGGGGCACCGUCGAACGGAACAGUAACAGUUGUCCAAAAUGAGCACGGAUGUGGCCCUUAACAAUGACCUCUCCCUGACGGAGGAAAAGAAGAUCACCACCACACCGGUGAUGGAGUUCUACCGCGGCAAGAAUGUCCUGGUCACCGGAGGAACCGGCUUCAUCGGUCGACUGCUGAUCGAGAAGUUGCUCAGAAUCAACGUCCGUCAGAUUAUAUUACUAUCGAGGCCCAAGAAGGGCAAAACCGUGCAGGAGCGAUGCGACGAACUGUUUGGCAGUGUAGUUUUCAUGAACCUGAAGAAAAACUAUCCUACCUUCAUGGACCGGGUCAAAAUUCUCGAUGCGGAUCUGCAGCAUCCUGGCGUGGGCCUGUCAGAAGAAUCGAUCGACUACAUCGUCAAGAAUACACAGAUUGUGUUCCACGCAGCGUCCGAUGUCCGUUUCGAUCAGGCUCUGAAGAAGGCCAUCGAGGUUAACGUCCGGGGAACGCGGGAUCUGCUCCGGAUUUGCGAGAAAAUUAUCAAUUUGGAGCUCUUCAUUUACAUUUCGACCGCAUACUCGAACUGCCCGGAGAAAACCAUCAAGGAGGAGUUCUAUCCACCGCCGUCCAAUCCCGAGAAGAUGAUCCAACUGGUCGAGGCAAUGGAUGACCACUUUGAGGAGCAUAUCAACAAGACAAUCCAGGAUUUCAUUCACCCAUGGCCCAACACGUAUGUCUACACCAAAGCUCUGACGGAGGACGUGGUGCGUCAGUUCGGUGAAUUACUCCCAAUCGCAGUCGUUCGACCGUCCAUUAUUAUCGCUACCAACGAGGAACCGAUCGAAGGCUGGACGGACAACAUCUACGGUUUGAACGGGGUCGUCGCCGGCGUCGCCCUCGGUAUCAUCCGUGUCAUGCUGGUCAAUGACGACAGCGAUGCCGACAUCAUUCCGGCCGAUUUCGUCGUCAACGGGGUGCUAGCCGCCGGAUGGCAGACCUACAUCGAACGGAAGCACGACCGAGCCGUUGAAGCCAAGAGCUCCAACACCGACAUGAAGGCGGUGGUUCGACCGCGGACGAAAAUCUACAACUGCGUCACCGGAAAUGAUAACCCGAUUACUUAUCAGAAAAUCUACGACUAUUCGAUCCAAGUCGGGAAUCAGUGUCCCCCGAAGCGGUCCCUGUGGGUGGUUUGUCACAAUACGACGACCAACAAGUACGUGUACGAGUACUACAAGUUUCUCUACCACCUGGUGCCGGCGUUUUUGAUAGACACCUACCUGAGAGCAAUCCGAAGGACGCCACGCAUCAUGGACCUGUACCGGAAAGUGCACAAAUUUGCCACCGUCAUCUCGUACUUUGCCAACAAUCGGUGGUAUUUCGAGAAGGAAAACAUGAAGGCUCUCGUCGAGAAGCUUUCCCCCGACGACCGGGUAAUGUUCCCGUGUGACAUCUCCCGGAUCAAUUGGCCGGACUACUUCUGGACGUACAUCCAUGGCCUGCGGCGGCACAUUGCCAACGAGCCGAUAGAAAACCUCGAGGAGGCCAGGAAGCGACACCGGCAGAUGCGGCUCGUCCACUGGUUCAUCCUGGCUGCGUACUACUUCUUCUGGGCAGUGCUGCUGUUCUACAUCUUCAAGUGGGCUCUGUUUUGAAUCUGAGAACCAGAGCUAAAUCAGCAAUCGUCGAUACCAGGCAGUGUGAUAGAUUUUUCUUUUAUGAGUGCGUGUGUGUGUGUGUGUAAUUGAAUGC